UGUAGUGUAGCGACCCACCUUGUAUCGCCUGGGCGUCAUGCGCGCAGCUGGCGCAGCCUCGUGUCCUUUGUUUGUAUCGAUCACGAUUCUUUGUGUUUAAACUAUGGAAGUGAAUGUGUAGUUCUGUGUCUAAUUAGUCAGAAAGUCCUGCAUCAUGGCUUGUGAGUCCAUAUCCUUGGAGACUACUUCCACGUCUCUGACGGAAGACUCUUCGCUUAACAUUUCAUUUGGAAACCUUAAUUACACGGUCCGACAAGGCAUUUUUAACAGAGGACGCAAGGUGAUCCUGAGCGAUUUGAGCGGCACCUUCAACUCCGGCGAGCUGACCGUCAUCGUGGGCCAGUCAGGCGCCGGCAAGAGUACACUCAUGGACAUCCUAGCUGGAUACAGAAACGAGACGCAAGGCAAGAUCUACGUAAACGGAAGGAUCCGCAAUCUCAAAUGGUUUCGGAGGCGGUCGUGCUAUAUCCUGCAAGAUGACAAAGUACAAGACAUGCUGACCAUUGAAGAAUCCCUAACCAUUGCAGCUGAGCUCAAACUAGGAAACCAUAUUAGUAAAGAACAAAAAACUAGACGAAUAAGAGAGAUUAUAACUGCCCUCGGACUACGUGAGGUCCGGGACACGAGAGCAGCCCAGCUCUCGGGCGGGCAGAGGAAGCGCCUAGCCAUAGGCUUGGAGCUGAUAUGCGACCCGCCCGUCUUGUUCCUGGAUGAACCUACUAGCGGGCUAGACAGUUCAACAUCAAAGCAGAUGGUGUAUAUGCUGCAAAUGCUGGCGCACCAGGGCCGCACAGUCGUGGUGACCAUGCACCAGCCAUCAGCCGCUCUGCUGCAAAUGGUGGACCGUCUGUACGCGGUGGUGGCUGGCCAAUGCGCGUAUAUGGGCUCAGUUGAUAACCUAAUCCCUUUCUUCGAAAACCUUCAUUUGAACUGCCCGAAAUUUCAUAAUCCUGUAGAUUUUCUUAUAGAAAUAUGUGGAGAGCAGCCAGAAAAACUAGUAAAUUACAUGGAAAAUGGGCGAGACAUGCAGUGGCUUCAUAAUAUAUCUAAUGAAACUGAUGAUAAAUUAUUAGAAAUAUUUAAAACAGAUUUAUAUGAGAAAGUGUUUCUAACGGCACUUCCACCUCCAAAAGAGGACCCGACGAGUAAGAUCCUACUAGCACUGAAGAGCACGUACAGUACAUCGACGUGGAAACAAUUCACCACUUUGACCCGAAGAGCAUUACUAUGUGCGUGGCGAGACCCCCACUUCAUGCUGAUAAUGACAGGCAUCCACUGCACCAUGGCGCUGUUCGUCGGCGUGCUGUUCUUCAACAUCGGCCAGGACGCCAAGCACACGAUCGACAACUACAACUUCCUCUCCUACAGCGUCAUGUUCGUCAUGUUCACCGCCUUCAGCGCCGUGUCUAUCAGAUUCCCUUUACAAUUUCCAAUGGUGAAACGGGAGCACUUCAACCGCUGGUACAGCCCGGGCGCCUACUACGCAUCCACACUUGUAGCUGCCUUGCCCGCGCAGACGGUGUGCACGCUGUGCUACUCGUGCAUAGCUUACUGGCUCACAGGCCAGCCGCCAGAAAUCGUUCGCUUCGGAAGCUUCUGCGUCAUUCUACUGAUGGUUUCUUACACGGCUCUCUGUGUAGGGCUGCUCAAUGGCUCUUUAUUUGAUAUUAAGCACGCUAUGAUCUUCGGGCCGUUCUUCGUAAUGCCGUUCACGGUAUUCUCCGGCUUCUUCCUACACCUGCCCGACUCGCCGGCCUUCUUCCGCUGGCUGUUCCACGCGUCCUUCCUGAAGCACGGCCUCGUGGGCCUCUGUAUUACCAUUUUCGGCAUGGGCCGACCGCGCCUCCCAUGCUCCGAACUUUACUGCCACUACACGUACCCCCGAUUCUUACUCAAGGACGUUGGAAUGUUGAAUGAACAAUAUUCAGUUGUUAUCUUAGCUUUUGCCGGUAUUGUGUCCGUAGUUAUUCUGUGUACAUAUAUUUCAUUAAAAAUUAGACUCAAGUGUAAGUGGUAAAGUAUUAUAUUAGGUUUAAUUGAGAUUUUGGAUUGAUGAGAGUUGCCAUGUUAUGUUGUAUCAAGUUUAAUUUAAAUUUACAGGUAGGUAGUAGGUAAGUCAUCGUAUUAAGUGUCGGGUUAGUGGGAUGGUGCAAGUGGCGCUAAGUAGGUUGUUUAGAUAGAUACAAUGCUAGUCACAUAAACCAGAAAAUAAAAAGUCCGCCAAUAAUCGGUACAGUACUGUGACAUAUUUUUCUUAUAUUUUAUGGGGAAUUCAACGUUGAACUCUUCGCACAAAAGGAACCUGAUCACUCAGCAUCGCCUCACGAUUAAGCUGCUGUUCUUACAAUUGGAACUGUGUAAUUAUAAAAUGACAACUUGUAGUCUGUGUGUAUGUAAGAUUAUAUUUUGUCCUAUAUGGGUAUGUCCUGUACGUGUUGUUUUACCUGACGUUGUUACUCAAUUAUAUGUUGUUGUUACGUCACGUUGUUGUUUGAGGCGCUGGUGGCCUAGCGGUAAGAGCGCUCGUAGCCAAUGAGUUUUCAGAACUUAUGUACGAAAAAUUAAUUGAUAUUUACGUCGCUUUUCGGUGAAGGAAAACAUCGUGAGGAAACCGGACUAUAUGAGGCCUAGUUUCCCCUCUGGGUUGGAUGGUCAGAUGGCAGUCGCUUUCGUAAAAACUAGUACCUACGCCAAUUCUUAGGAUUAGUUGCGGACCCCAGGCUCCCAUGAGUCGUCGCAAAAAUGCCAGGAUAAUGCGAGGAAGGAGGAUGAUGAUGGCCCACGUUGUUGUUUUAGACAGGUAACUGCUCAAAAUGUAAACACAUGCAUGAUCAUGGUUAUUCAGCCAAUCAUAUUUUGUAUUUAUUGUAUUGGCUCAAUGAUAGAGUCACGUGUUUUUGUUUACAACAUUAAGGGUCGGUUGCACCAAACUGUUUGUCAUCGUUAAAGAGUUCGCUAAAUUUUAUUGUAUGGAAAGUUUCAUAGUAAACCGCCGCGACGCGCCGGGUGACGUGGAUCAGUCUGUCAAGUGCGGAUGGUGCAACUGGCACAUAGAGUCAUAAAAGAUAUAAGAGUCAAUUUGUGUUAAUUAUAAAACUUUUUGAAUUAUUUCAUGUUUCAAAAUUUAUAAUUUUGGUAUUUAUGUGGUGAUUUAUAAAGGUAUUGUCAUUUCAUAUUAAUAUGAAUGUAGUUUAUAAGUAGGUAGCUACCAAACAAUACCUAUGCUUUACUCUGUAAAUAUAUCAGAAGGCACCAAACAAGUAAUUAUAUAUACAACUAGGUAUAUUAGGGCAAUUUUUGAUGUGUAUGUAUGUUUUAAUUAUGCAUAGGUGCUCAUAUAGCGUUGAUACACGAGUGUGAACCUACGCAUAUAUAUGUGAUUUAGUGCAAUUGUAAUUAAAAUCCCUAAGUUCUAUUUACUGGUUUGCCAUUGUUUUAUGUCAUCGGUACGGGUAUAAUAAUAUUAAAUUAAAAAGCUUUAAAUAAAAUAAAAAAAUAUCAAAUCGAAGACUUGUACUACCUAAAACUUGUAUUAUGGGUACAAUACGUGGGUAUUUAUAUACUUAUAAUUAUGAAAUAACUUACAAUCUGUACUUACUCAAGAGAAAAUAAUAAAGGUACACUUAACCUCUUAAAGAUUCAUGAACAUGGCUGACUAAAGGUCUAAUAAUGCCCAACAAGACCAAUUAUUUGUGCGACAAUACACAUAACAAAAACAAAUAUUUUCAUCAUAUAUAGUAUAUAAACAUCUACGUCCAAGAGUAUGUAAUUAUAUAAGUAGGUAAAUAUUUAAAGAAACCGAUAAAGAUAAAGAUAGUUUAUUAUUCAAGUAGGCAUAAUACAAUGCGCUUAUGAACGUCAAAUAAAGCUACACCGGCUCUAACCUUACACCUUUGCCUCGAAAAUAUUUAAAUACCCCCUCAAUUGGAGGA
Molecule: messenger RNA, 3932 nt
Organism: Cydia strobilella
Lineage: Eukaryota; Metazoa; Arthropoda; Insecta; Lepidoptera; Tortricidae
Product: ATP-binding cassette subfamily G member 4-like
Exons: 10
Coding region: 155-2017 (620 amino acids)
Biological process (GO): transmembrane transport
Cellular component (GO): membrane
Molecular function (GO): ATP binding; ATP hydrolysis activity; ABC-type transporter activity
Source: RefSeq, a predicted model, not a curated record